AAGCUACCGCAGCUGCACACACACAUACACACACACACAUCAAAGGCUCUCCUUCUCCUCCUCGCUGCAGCUCUCGCAGACAGCGGAUCAGCUGGAUGGUAUAACCCUCUCUCCUUUUUUUUGUAUUUUUGUUUCUUCCCCUUUUUUUACGCACACAGAGCGGGACAUUAAACGGACAUUUCUGCAAACCACGUCGAAGAUGAAGCACUGAGGAGAGAACUGCACAGGCUCCCCCCGGUUGUGUUCAUCCUGAGGCUGCAGUGAACGGAGGAGGGGGGGAUUGCGGUAUAAGAAGGUUAAUAAUCGGCAUCAAUAAAGGUCGUCUCUUUUAGCCGGGAACCCACUCGAAAGGGUGAAUCUCGCCCCUGUGCGGGGGGAUCGGCGGAGCAACGUGAGUCUGUAAAAAAAAUUAUGGCCACCCUACUGCGGAAGAUCGGUCUGAUCCGUCUGCACGACCGAGACACCGAGGACCCAAAGCACCACCAGGGCUCGUUAAAGGGGAGCAAAGGAAACCAGAAAAACAACACCAGCAAACACUGUCAGACCGCCAACGAGACCAACAUCUUGAGCACUCCGGAGAUUAAAGCGAGGAAGCUGGACCAGCACGGCAAGGACAAGCCGUCCGGCAAGGAUAAGCAGUGCAAGGAUGCGAAGGAGAAGCAGCAGACGGGAGGAGGUGGUGGUAGCGGUGGAGGAGGAGGAGGCGUAGGAGGAGGCGGCAGUAAAGCUACCAGUGCCUCCUCGAUACCACCGCUGCCGCCUCACCGGCAACACUGCACCCAGGUCCGGACGCGACGGCUGAUGAAGGAGCUGCAGGAGAUCAGGAGGUUAGGAGACAACUUCAUCACGGUGGAGCUGGUGGAGGACAACCUGUACGACUGGAACGUCAAGCUGCACCAGGUGGACAAGGACUCGGCGCUGUGGCAGGACAUGAAGGAGACCAGCACCGAGUUCAUACUGCUCAACGUCACCUUUCCUGAUAAUUUCCCCUUCUCCCCGCCGUUCAUGCGGGUCCUGACGCCCCGGUUGGAGAACGGCUACGUGCUGGACGGCGGGGCCAUAUGCAUGGAGCUGUUGACCCCCCGCGGAUGGUCCAGUGCCUAUACGGUGGAGGCCGUCAUGAGACAGUUUGCUGCCAGCCUCGUAAAAGGACAGGGCCGUAUAUGUAGGAAAGCCGGAAAAUCUAAGAAAGCUUUCAGCCGCAAGGAAGCCGAGGCUACCUUCAAAUCCCUGGUGAAGACCCACGAGAAGUACGGCUGGGUGUCUCCGCCCGUCUCUGACGGCUGAAUGCUCCGGCACCAUCCCUCCGACCCCCGCGCUAGCCGGACAAACCCAGCUAGCCCCGACACGCAAAACGACACACCACGCUAACUCAACAAUCUCUCAUUUUCACCUUUUGCUGUUUCACUCAAGAUUUUAUUUUAUUUUUCUGGUUUUAUGUGUUAUUUAAUUAUUUUUGUUAUUUUGGAUUUUGGUCACCAUCUCCAGAAGAGCUGACAUCCAGUCAUCACUGUCACUCCACCUAGAAAACAACUUUUGCUUCACCUCCCUCUCACCCAGGGAUUCUUUCCCCGGUUUAGGAAAGACCUGAGAGGGCAGUGUUUGCU
Molecule: messenger RNA, 1607 nt
Organism: Oreochromis aureus
Lineage: Eukaryota; Metazoa; Chordata; Actinopteri; Cichliformes; Cichlidae
Gene: ube2ql1
Product: ubiquitin-conjugating enzyme E2Q family-like 1
Exons: 3
Coding region: 412-1287 (291 amino acids)
Source: RefSeq, a predicted model, not a curated record